Messenger RNA from Ricinus communis (castor bean), 2425 nucleotides. Its product is annotated as DEAD-box ATP-dependent RNA helicase 35. The record is from RefSeq and is a predicted model, not a curated record. Gene Ontology annotation, cellular component: spliceosomal complex. Gene Ontology annotation, molecular function: RNA helicase activity; ATP binding; zinc ion binding. Lineage: Eukaryota; Viridiplantae; Streptophyta; Magnoliopsida; Malpighiales; Euphorbiaceae. Gene Ontology annotation, biological process: mRNA splicing, via spliceosome.
GCGACCGUAGUAGGCCCUGCUCCACUAACAGUAUACCCAAAAGCCCCAGGCGCAAUAGCACUCUUCUUCACCUCUUCCAUACCAGGAACCAAACGCGCCCUUUUAGGCUCAACAACCUUAUCAUUGGACAAUGUCUUGCCCAAGCCAACCAGAUCUCCUUGCAAUACAAAAGCCACUAAAGCCCCAGCUUGACUACAAUUCCUAAAAUAGUGACGCAUUCCAAAGCAGGCUUACAAAUACAAGAAAAGACCUUUCUCAUCUGGGAACUUUAAUUCGACCGACUCUAUGGAAUUCCAAACCUAAUAUAAUUCCUACUUCCUUUUGGAUUUGCAAUCACUAUAUAUAUGUGUAUUACAUGAAGCUCGCCACGCCUCUUAUAACUCGUAAUCAGCUAUCGCAUUCUUCUAGUUUUCUGCAAGGUUUUUGUGGGUAACAGCCACUUUGUUUUUUCAGCAAACAUGAAGGUAGCAGAGUACGUACCAGUUAUGAAACGCAGAGCUUUAGAAGCACAAAAGAUUCUUGAUAGGAAAAGGAAGGCUUGUGCCCUAGAAGAUGAACAGAAGAAAAAACCCAAAGUUUUUGAAGCUAAAGCCAGUCUUCUUGUCCAGGUUUCAGAUCUUAAACGCGAACAUCCUGAAAUUAGUGAAAUUGAGCAGAUUGUGCAACAAGAGAAAGAGAUGCUAGAGCAUUUAUCAGAUAUGAAAGCGCUGAUGUCUGUACAAGAAUUGGCCAAGGGUAUCACUUAUACUGAGCCUUUGUUGACAGGAUGGAAGCCGCCUCUUUGUAUCAGGAAAAUGUCUCAAAAGCAAUGUGAUUCCAUUCGGAAAAAGUGGCACAUUAAAGCUGAUGGUGAUGAUAUUCCUCCGCCUGUCAAGAAUUUUCAGGAUAUGAGAUUUCCUGAGCCUAUUUUGAAGACUUUGAAAGCCAAAGGAAUUGUGCAGCCUACGCCAAUUCAGAUACAGGGUCUUCCUGUGAUCUUAUCUGGAAGGGAUAUGAUCGGCAUUGCCUUUACAGGCUCUGGAAAGACACUUGCCUUCGUACUUCCCAUGAUUACAAUUGCUUUUCAGGAGGAGAUAAUGAUGCCUAUUGCGCCACGAGAAGGGCCGUUUGGAUUGAUAAUAUGCCCAUCAAGGGAACUUGCUAGGCAAACUUAUGAAGUUGUGGAACAGUUUUUGAUCCCUACGAGACGAGCCGGGUAUCCAGAGUUGAGGGCAUUGCUUUGUGUUGGCGGAGUGGAUAUGAGGUCCCAAUUGGAGGUGGUGAAAAAGGGUGUGCAUAUCGUUGUGGCAACUCCAGGACGGUUGAAGGAUAUGCUGGCGAAGAAGAAAAUGAAUCUUGAUAAUUGCAGGUAUUUGACAUUGGAUGAAGCUGAUAGAUUAGUAGAUUUGGGCUUUGAAGAUGAUAUAAGGGAAAUCUUUAGCUACUUUAAAGCUCAGAGGCAGACUCUUUUGUUCUCUGCCACUAUGCCUACAAAAGUUCAGAAUUUUGCUAAAAGUGCUCUAGUUAAGCCUGUUAUUGUUAACGUCAGCAGAGCAGGAGCAGCAAACCUUGAUGUGAUUCAGGAGAUCGAGUAUGUAAAGCAAGAGGAUAAGACUGCAUACCUUCUUAAGUGUCUAGAGAAGACCCCACCACAGGUUUUAAUAUUUUGCGAGAGCAAAGCUGAUGUGGAUAAAAUUCAUGAAUAUCUCCUAUUGAAAGGAGUUGAAGUUGUGGCCAUCCAUGGAGGCAAAGAUCAGGAAGAGAGAGAGUAUGCGAUUUCAUCAUUCAAAUCAGGCAAGAAAGAUGUCUUGAUUGCAACAGAUGUUGUCUCAAAGGGUUUGGAUUUUCCUGACAUUCAACAUGUAAUCAACUAUGAUAUGCCUGCAGAAAUUGAGAACUAUGUGCAUAGAAUUGGACGAACAGGAAGGUGUGGCAAGACAGGAAUUGCAACGACGUUUAUAAACAAAAACCAGAGUGAAACGACUCUGCUUGAUUUGAAACACCUGUUGCAAGAAGCAAAACAGAAGAUCCCACCUGUUCUGGUUGAGGUAAGAGGCAGCGAGAUGGAAAAUGAGGGAAUCAGUAGCGAAAUUGGAGUGGAGGGAUGCACUUAUUGUGGUGGGCUGGGUCACCGAAUUAGCAAUUGUCCCAAGUUGGAGCAUCAGAGAUUGCAGCAACUUGCUACUGUGAAAAAGGAUUACUUUGGUUAUGGAGGGUAUAAAGGAGAAAUGUGAUGUAUUUACAGUUUGAUCUUAGAGUAUUAAGUUUUGAAUCAUGUUUCUGUUAGUGUAAUAUCCCAGGAAUAGAACAUUAAUUUACAAGGGAAAGCGAAUUAUGUGUCAUGCUCAUUCUGUUAGAAAUUCAGUUACUUGGCCUUGUCAUUGUAAUUUUAGAUUUUAUCUUUCUCAAAUCAAUACAAUAUUUACAUUUUCUUUUCCUAUUUUUA